AUGAACACGCCGAUAUUGUUCGUCUUUUCUUUUCUACUUUGUUUGAGUUCGGCGAAGAUUUCGGUGAACGAAGCGAUGAAAGCUGUCCGAAGUAUCACUGGCACGUUCGAUACCGCUUUUCUCGAAGGCGACAAGCCGUUGAUUCUGCAGCAGUUCCGCAAGAAUAAGUCCGAAUAUGUUGCCUGCGACAAGGUUCCAUCGUACGGAAUUCCAAAAAUCCGCGACAUCUUGCAUGCAAGCUAUAGCAGAUAUCACAUGGAUAAUAUCAAACUUCACGAAAAAUCGAUCACAUUCGAUUUCUACCACUAUGUUUCGUCGAAAAAUCAAGAAGUUACCUAUUUGACAAAAGGAAACAUGACACUCGAAAAAGAUGACGACGGAAAAAGCUUCUACGUUCGCCGUUAUAAUCAAGGAUGUCCAAAAAAGCUUUCGGGAUAA
Messenger RNA from Caenorhabditis bovis, 438 nucleotides. The record is from the annotation of a GenBank genome assembly. NCBI's taxonomy places the organism in Eukaryota, Metazoa, Nematoda, Chromadorea, Rhabditida, Rhabditidae.